Messenger RNA from Stylonychia lemnae, 1365 nucleotides. Lineage: Eukaryota; Ciliophora; Spirotrichea; Sporadotrichida; Oxytrichidae. The record is from the annotation of a GenBank genome assembly.
AUGGCAGCUAAAGGAGGAAUGUUCUCAGCAUUCGCUGAUGAUGAUGAUGAACCACAACAAAAAGUAGUUCAACAAAAGAAACCCGUCGCUCAAGUUCAACCAAAGCCACAAGAGCAAAAGCCAAAAACCGCUGUCCAAAAGCCAAGAGAUUAAGAUCUUGGAGAUUUCGAUGGAGUCACUGGUCAAGAAACCAGAACUAGAGGCGGUGCCAGAGGUGGUCGUGGAGGCGACAGAGGUGGUCGUGGUGGCGACAGAGGUGGCAGAGGCGGCUACAGAGGUGACAGAGGCGGCUAUAGAGGCGGCAGAGGCGAAAGAAGAGAAGGUGAAGAAGGUGGCUACAGAGGUGGCAGAGGCGAAAGAAGAGAAGGUGUAGAAGGCGGUGAAGAAAGACCAAGAAGAGGAGGCCGUGGAGAAAGAAGAGAAGGCGAAGAAGGCGGUGAAGAAAGACCAAGAAGAGGUGGCCGUGGAGAAAGAAGAGAAGGCGAAGAAGGAGAAGAGAGACCAAGAGGCAGAGGUGGAUAUCGCGGUGGCAGAGGCGGCCGUGGAGAGAGAAGAGAAGGCGAAGAAGGAGAAGUUAGAUAAGGUGACGAUAACGAGAGACCAAGAGGCAGAGGAAGAGGUAGAGGCAGAGGCAGACCUCAAGGUGAAGGUGAGAAUGCUGAAGGUGAUGAAGGUGUUGUCUACGCUCAAAGAAAGGAAAAGGUUGAUUACGUUGGAAGAGAAGAUCACUUCCAAGGUAAAAAGAGAGAGGAAUGGCACCCACUUGACAGAAAGUCAGGCACUGGAAGAGGCAGAAGAGACGUUGCCAAGGAAGGCCAUGGAAGAGGAAACUGGGGCAAGCCAGAAGAUGAGGUUAAGUAAACCGAAAAUGCCGAGGAGACUCCAGUUCAAGAAGGCGAGGAGACCAAGGUUGAGGAAACUCAAGAACCAAAGGAAGAGGAAAAGGUUGAAGUUAGAGAAGAAGUUGAAGAGGAAGAGGAGAAGGGUCUCACUCUUGAAGAAUUCAGAGCCCAAAGAAAAGUUGCCAACAUUAAGAAAGAAGCCAGAAAGCCAGAGGAAAACAAAAAGGCUAACAUUGAAAAAGCUGACAGACAAGGAGACAGAGUCGUCGGCAUCCAAAGCUCACUCAAGAACCAAGAACUCUACAGCAUUGCUAAGGGUGAAAACGUUGAACUCCUAGGAUUCCAAGGUGGUGAAGAUGAAUUCUACCCAAGAGAAGAAAGAAGAGGUGGAAGAGGCGGUCGCGGUGGAAGAGGUGGCCGUGGAGGAAGAGGCAGAGGAGAUGCCGGAAACCAAGGUGCCAGACCAGCCAGAGGACAAAACCAAUUGAAGUAUGCUGAUGAGGAUUACCCAUCACUUGCUUGA